AGCAGCGAAUUCCAAGGAGCGCCCCCCUCCCCGCGCGCGCGCGCUCCGCGUCCCUAGAACUGCAGCCUCAGUGCAGCGCCAACUUCUCCUGGCAGAAAGUAAGGGCGAGGGUGGUGGAGGUGGCGCGAAAGGAGGCGGCGGUGCACGCGCAGCCCGCCUCGCGCCCCCGGCCCUGGGCGCGUCGGGAGAAAGAGACGCGCUGCUGGGGCUUGUUCUAUUCCGCUCUGGCCGGAGAGAGGUCUCCGAGAGAGCGCCGCGCGCGCCUGAGGGGCACCUUCCGACACUUUUGCGCUCUUCUGCCGCCUCCGCCCCGUCCUCGGGUAGGUUGGGAAGUUUGCAGGGCGGGGCUCGGCCAGCCGAGGAGGAAGAGAGAGCCGGGGAAUUCUGUCCCGCCCGGUGCCAUUCCACAGCGAGCCGCGGGCGCGCCAGCAAGGUUUUCUGAUAAUGCCGUAUAUGAUUGCCUGGUGAUUACCCACUUCCUGAGACAAUGGGAAAGUUCCCUCACCCCCUCCCUCCUUGCAGAGAAAACAUUUGGUCAGUUUGGGAGUCAAAAUGGUUUCAGGAAGGUCUUCCUGUGCUGCUCCGUACAUUGAUUGGCAUUUCCAGAAAAACAGAAGAAGAAAAAGAUAAUGAACUGAAAGCAUCUGAAAAGUAUAUUGUGCAGUCCUCUGAAGCGAGUAGAAAUGUAGUCCUCCGAUAGGGCCAUGAACCUAAAACUAGUCUAUGUAUCUGUACUGAUGUUUGGAAUAAUGGGUUUAUUCCUCUUCAUGUACCUGCAAGAUUGGAUUGAAGAACAACAUACAGUGUCUGAAGAAAAAAUACAGCAGCACGCAAUUAAUCAGAACUUCAGAUUCUAUUCUUCAGAGGAACCUGAAAGAAAACCAAAAAACUGGGUCACUGGUGAAAAGCUUGACAAGCCACGUGAAGCUCUUAUUGAGAUUGGACAUUCUCAGGGAGAUGCUGAUCCUAUUCUAGGGAUGACAGGCUCCUUGACCACUGGAUUAUCUGAAGAGUCGCAAAAGAUUAAAUCGCUUCUUAAACAGUUCAGGCAAGUGAAUUUACCACCAGUUCUGCGCCCUUUAAACAAAACUUUAAUCAAAAGCAAUCACUGGAAAUCCACAGAUGAGAUGCAAGAGAAACGAAGAUCUUUCCUUUACGAUUUCUGCAAAAGGUACACUGGCAAAAGCAGACCCCUGACUCACCUUACGCGCAUGGUGUCCAGAAUCUAUGUGGAAGAUAAGCACAAAGUCUUGUACUGUGAGGUGCCUAAGGCAGGUUGCUCCAACUGGAAGCGGGUUUUGAUGGUGCUCAGUGGCGUUGCUGAUUCUGCUGCUAACAUUACACAUGAUGCUGCCCAUUAUGGAAAGCAUCUCAGAAAACUAGUCAGCUACAAUCUAAAAGGGAUACACAAGCGUUUAAAGACGUACACCAAAGUUAUAUUUGUGCGGGAUCCCAUGGAAAGAUUAGUGUCUGCAUUCAGAGAUAAGUUUGAACAUCCAAACAGCUACUACCACCCUGUAUUUGGGAAGGCAAUUAUUAAGAAAUACAGACUUAAUGCAGAUAGAGUGGCAUUGGCAACGGGCUCAGGAGUGAAAUUUAAAGAGUUCAUCCAGUAUUUGUUAGAUUCCCAUCGGCCAGUAGGUAUGGACACUCACUGGGAACAGAUCAGCCAACUCUGUUAUCCUUGUGCUAUCAACUAUGAUUACAUUGGAAAAUUUGAGACUUUGGGAGACGAUGCCAAUUAUUUUUUGAGACUAAUAGGUGCACCAGAGGGGCUGACUUUUCCUAAUUUCAAAGACAGGCAUUCCAGUGAAAAAAGAACAAAUUUAGAAGUUGUCAGACAAUACUUGGCAGAAAUUUCCACCACAGAAAGACAGCAGAUUUACAACUUUUAUUAUCUGGAUUAUUUAAUGUUUAACUACAGUGUACCAUAUGCAUAACCCUGACUUGGAUUGGUUUAGUAUGUAAGCAAUUUUUACCAUUUAGUUUGGGAGCAGAAGAAACGCAACAAGUUAUGAGAAGAAAAUUAAUUGCACUGAAAUGUCUGGACAGAAAAACACUUUUUACAUUAAGAAAGUUUUAGAGUCUUCAAAGCAAUGUAUCCAAAGGGAAUAAACCAAGCAUUCAAAACCUCUGAAAUGGCAUGAUAUUAUUGUAUCUAGUCAUGUUUCAUGAAUGUAUUUUUGUAUUUCCAAGGAAAUAUUAAGUAAAAACUAGCUUUCUUAACAAA
This is a messenger RNA of Podarcis raffonei (Aeolian wall lizard), 2230 nucleotides long. RefSeq names its product carbohydrate sulfotransferase 9 (gene CHST9). Gene Ontology annotation, cellular component: membrane. Gene Ontology annotation, molecular function: sulfotransferase activity. The coding region runs from base 705 to 1940 and encodes 411 amino acids. NCBI's taxonomy places the organism in Eukaryota, Metazoa, Chordata, Lepidosauria, Squamata, Lacertidae. The transcript is spliced from 5 exons. Gene Ontology annotation, biological process: proteoglycan biosynthetic process; carbohydrate biosynthetic process. The record is from RefSeq and is a predicted model, not a curated record.